AUGCCAACGCGUGUAUGCGCGCCCAAAACUGUGAAUCAUUACAAGCCGUUCAAGAUGUGCGAACUGUUUGCUCCCAAUCACCGCCUGCAGAUCCCACCAAUGUUACCACCAGUGUCACUUCCACAUCUGAAACUAGCCCAGUUGGCCCUGCGACUAGUACCCCACGUCCUCCGACCCCGUACCAACCGCCACACCAGUCCCUACGCCAACCCCCACGCCACCCGCAGCCCCCACGCCAACCUCUGUAGCGACCGUUACACUCAAACAUUCGCCCUCACAUCUGGGCAGGUCGUCACGUUUGGUGUCAGUGGUACCGUCAUGACCACCUUCACCGCUAGUUCACAAUUGACUACAACGCGGAUUGCGACGAUACUCCAACAGGAUAAUGCAGGAGAUGAAGGGGGCGGAGGAGGUAGCUCAGACGUGGGCGCUGGUAAUAUCAAUGGCGCCCUUAAACUGCAAGCAGGAUAUGGUCUCUCAAUAGGAACAACCACUUGGUUACUUGGGCUCCUCGCGGGCGCUUUACUGGUAUUGUAA
Rhizoctonia solani is the source of this 537-nucleotide messenger RNA. RefSeq lists its product as uncharacterized. The transcript is spliced from 3 exons. NCBI's taxonomy places the organism in Eukaryota, Fungi, Basidiomycota, Agaricomycetes, Cantharellales, Ceratobasidiaceae. The record is from RefSeq and is a predicted model, not a curated record. Bases 1 to 537 code for a protein of 178 amino acids.